Bolinopsis microptera is the source of this 674-nucleotide messenger RNA. Its product is annotated as zinc finger CCHC domain-containing protein 24-like. Lineage: Eukaryota; Metazoa; Ctenophora; Tentaculata; Lobata; Bolinopsidae. The transcript has 2 exons. The coding region runs from base 62 to 352 and encodes 96 amino acids. The record is from RefSeq and is a predicted model, not a curated record.
UCAAUUCACUCAAGCGUACGUUUUACUUUUGUUUUGUAGUCGUAACCACCAGUUAUACACCAUGUCUGAUUCAAGCAGUAAGACUCCAUACCAAGGUCAGAGGAGAGUAUUCGGUCACUUCCAGUGUCCGAGUUGCAAGCGAGGCUGGCAGAGCGGCAACUCUUGGGCUAACAACGGACAAAUGUGUAACAAGUGCAAUGUGAUGGUGUACCCCUACCAACAGAAGCCGCUAGAGAAAGUAGCAGGAGGGGAGGACAAGUGCAACCCCACUGUAUCACACCCCCAGGGACUGUGUGGCAAGUGUAAGAAGCUGGGGUAUCCUUGUACCAGACUGGGUACCAGACGUUAUUAGGCAGCCACGUGAUGUACCAGACUGGGUACCAGACGUUAUUAGGCAGCCACGUGAUGGAGUGGAAGAGAAACUUUCCUUUAAGGACUUUUUAAUAUGUUCAGACAAUUGUUGCCCUGUUUUGACACUGCAUAUAGUGCAUUAUUUGGGGUUUUCCUUGUGAUACGGACACUGUGUGUCUUGCUUUUUUUCGGGCUCAUUUUAAUUAGGACAUUUCUGACAUCUCCACAAAAACUUAUGUAAUAUUAUUCUGUAAAAGUUUAAUGUUUACAAUGAGCAAUCUGGAGACAGAUAGUUUUAACAGAUGUUUUUUUAAAUAUAUAAA